Molecule: messenger RNA, 930 nt
Organism: Vicia villosa (hairy vetch)
Lineage: Eukaryota; Viridiplantae; Streptophyta; Magnoliopsida; Fabales; Fabaceae
Exons: 2
Coding region: 1-930 (309 amino acids)
Source: RefSeq, a predicted model, not a curated record
AUGGCAACUAUUGAGGUGGUUCAUCAUAUGAAGGCCAAAACCAGAGGUAAGAUUGAUGACAUAGCUCUUAAACUUGAUAUCAACAAAGUUUACAAUAGGAUUGAUUGGAACUAUCUUAAGAAUGUGCUUUCCACUCUGGGUUUCUGUCAGAAAUGGAUUGGAUGGAUUAUGCUUUGUGGCGAAAUUGUUGAUUAUUCUGUGGGUGUGAAUGGAAAUAUGGUGGGUCCGAUUGUUCCGGGUCGGGGUUUGAGGCAAGGUGAUCCUUUGUCCCCAGCAUCUAUUAGCGAAGCAAAUAUGAUGAAGAGUAUUCUUACCACUUAUGAAGAAGCCUCCGGUCAAGCUAUCAAUUUCCAGAAGUCUGAAUUCUAUUGUAGUAGAAAUGUUGAUUCUGUUCUUAAAAAUCUUAUGGCUGGCACUUUAGGAGUUCAACAAGUAUUAGGUACCGAGAAAUACCUUGGAGUCCCCUCUAUGAUAGGAAGAAAUAGGAAAGCUACUUUCAAGUUUAUUAAAGAUAAAAUUUGGAAGAAGAUAAAUUCUUGGAGUAGUCAAAGUCUCCCGCAAGCAGGUAGGGAAACACUAAUAAAGUCUGUUCUCCAAUCUAUUCUGGAAUAUAUCAUGAGUAUUUUCUUAUUUCCUUCCUCCUUGAGUGAUGAAAUUGAGAAAAUGUUGAAUUCGUUCUGGUGGGGUCAUAAAAGAGAUAGUUUAAAAGGUAUACAUUGGUUAUCGUGGGACAGCCACUCUAUGCCUAAGAACGUCGAUGGUAUGGGGUUCAAAAAUCUAAGUGCUUUCAACUAUUCCAUGUUAAGUAAACAAGCUUGGAGUCUUAUGACUAAUCCUAACACUCUGGCUUCGUGUCUUUAUAAGGCUAAAUAUUUUCCAAAUUGCAAUUUUCUAAAACCAGAGAUUGGACAUAAUCCGAGUUAUGUUUAG